Molecule: messenger RNA, 1663 nt
Organism: Erinaceus europaeus (western European hedgehog)
Lineage: Eukaryota; Metazoa; Chordata; Mammalia; Eulipotyphla; Erinaceidae
Gene: KCTD5
Product: potassium channel tetramerization domain containing 5
Exons: 6
Coding region: 16-720 (234 amino acids)
Biological process (GO): proteasome-mediated ubiquitin-dependent protein catabolic process; protein homooligomerization
Cellular component (GO): Cul3-RING ubiquitin ligase complex; cytoplasm
Molecular function (GO): cullin family protein binding
Source: RefSeq, a predicted model, not a curated record
GGGCCUGCUGGCAUCAUGGCGGAGAAGCACCGCGAGCCGCUGCCGCCGGCCCCGGGCGGCCUCGGGGCGGGGCUGGCGGGCGGCCUGUGUCGGCGCUGCAGCGCGGGGCUCGGCGUCCAGGCCCAGCGCCCCGGCGGCGUGUCCAAGUGGGUCCGGCUCAACGUGGGCGGCACCUACUUCCUCACCACCCGGCAGACGCUGUGCCGGGACCCCAAGUCCUUCCUGUACCGGCUGUGCCAGGCCGACCCCGACCUGGACUCGGACAAGGACGAGACAGGCGCCUACUUGAUUGACAGAGACCCCACUUACUUCGGGCCCGUGCUCAACUACCUGCGGCACGGGAAGCUGGUGGUGAACAGGGACCUGGCCGAGGAGGGGGUGUUGGAGGAAGCGGAGUUUUACAACAUCACCUCGCUAAUAAAACUUGUAAAGGACAAAAUCAGAGAGCGAGACAGCAAAACAACACAGGUGCCGGUGAAGCACGUGUACCGCGUGCUGCAGUGUCAGGAGGAGGAGCUCACGCAGAUGGUGUCCACCAUGUCGGAUGGCUGGAAGUUCGAGCAGCUGGUCAGCAUCGGCUCAUCCUACAACUACGGGAGCGAGGACCAGGCCGAGUUCCUCUGCGUGGUGUCUAAAGAGCUGCACAACGCCCCGUGCGGCAGCGCCAGUGAGCCCAGCGAGAAGGCCAAGAUCCUGCAGGAGCGCGGGUCCAGGAUGUGAGGCGGCACCGCCCCUUCUCCCAGGAUGCAGGGAGCCGCCUUGUCCAGGCAGCCCGCCAGAGGAGCCCGCUCCCGACCGGUCCUCUCCAGACCUGCUGUGAACCCCUCUCUGCCUUCUGCGAGGAGGUGCCAGGGUGUCCCUCCCGAGGCAGGCGCACAACUGACCUUUCCGUGGGAGACCACACAGGACUGUUCUUGGUGCUACAUAAACAGUCGGGAACCCCGGGCCUGGCUGCCGCCACGCUCACUGCUUCCCGGGCGGCCCAGGUGUGUUUUCCGGUGAGAGGCCCUGCGUCCCCAGUGUGGAUGGGACCCGGCACGCCGGUCCUUUCUAGAAAUGUCUACAAGUGUUGCUGCAUCUGGUGUUCAUCUGUUCCACCGUCUGUCCUGCCCAUGGGCUCACAGGGAGCUGGUGCCUUGUCCCCCGGGACACUGGGCGUCCUGGCCGCCUGGGUGGGACCGGCCCCCAGCCCCGGGCGGACUCCUUGGGAUGUUUACAGCGCCUGUCUCCCCGCCGCCCUUGCGCUCUCUGUUCAACUAUGCAGCUCUCUGGGUCACUCCCCUGACCUCAGAGCCACCGGACCCCAGGACCCCGGCUGCUGCUGCUCUGACCGCCCGGGGCCCCUGGCAUGGGGCAGCUGGCCGCGAGUCCUUCCCAUCCUGGGCAUCAGGGAGCCCACCCUCCUCUCCUCAGCCGGUAACCCACUAGCCCAGCCCCCCCAGUGCCGCCCUCAUGGCCUGACCUAGUGCAUAGGCUCGUGGCAGUUUUGUUUCCUUUCCUUUCCUUUCUUUAAUUUAAGAUAUUAAGACUUAAUUCACUAAAGUGUAUUCUGAGGGGAUAUUUAUACUUUUAUACUUUUUUAGGUAUCCAUAUUUUAUCAGCUUACAGUUCAUGCCUAAGUUUCCCCAGGAAAUAGCAAAUAAAGUUGUAUAUUUAUGAACUA